Chara braunii is the source of this 2811-nucleotide messenger RNA. Lineage: Eukaryota; Viridiplantae; Streptophyta; Charophyceae; Charales; Characeae. The record is from the annotation of a GenBank genome assembly.
UGCGGACAGUAGUCGUGGGUCAAUCAGUUUUAGCACCACACCACCAUCACCUUUUGCGAGUUAUGGCAUCCGGCAGUACACGACGUAGAGGGGCCCCGCUACCACCAUUUCAGCCUGCACCCAAGCACAAGCAAGACGAUUUGAGGCGCGAUCAUGUAGUGUGGGAGUGGGUUGAGAGGGGCCAGGAGUGGGGAAAGGAAGGCGGGGGCAACUUCCUUAUCCGUUGCCGCCUAUGCCAGGCGGUUUUUACCGGUUCUAGGUCUCGUGGAGUUGAGCACUUCACGAAGCAGAAGGCGUACUGCCCGUGGCGGAGUGCAGAGAUUUUGUACAAGUUGCAAACUGUAGGGGCAGUCCUUAAGGAUGCCAUCUCGCAGCGCCUUGCUUCAGAGUACGCGCAGAGGGUGGAUGGUGAUAUGGCUGCGGACGACCUCCGUCAGUACAUGGAGGCGGAGAGGGGUGGAGAGGUGGAGCAGUCGCAGCCCGGGGCACCCUUGCGUGGUAAAGGAGCGGAUGGUGGCGAUGCCGGUGGGGGGACAAUCAGACUGGCGAACAAUUUGGAUCCAGAGCGUCGGCGUGGUGGUACGACACGAGGCGGCACUCAGCGUACGGGUUUUGAGGACGCAUUACCCCAUGGAGAAGGAGGUGUCGGAGGUCUGAGCGACACUUAUCAAACAGGUGGAUGUAGUGUUAGUAGAGUCCCGGCCUCCACAUCCAUAGUGCCGAGGCGGCACACACUGCCUGAGUUUGCUGCUGAGGGACAUUGUCCUACAGCCUUUUGCACGACAAACGAUGAGAGACGCGCACAAGAUUGUGAAGUUCAUGUGCAACAAACAAAAAGUGUUUGCACUUCACAAGGACAUGAAGAAGGCGUUGGUGCUCAGGCGACCGCGGAGAUGCGUUUCGAUACAACAUACAUGAUGUUGGAGAGGCUGUAUGACCAGAGGGAGGUCUUUGACACAUUAGUAUCGUCGGAGAGGUGGGCUAGGGUGCAAUGGGCCGGCGAUGCUCGGGAGCGGAUGCCUUAUGCCCGCAGGCUCUGCAGGGAUGACGGGUCUUGGAGGGAUGUGAAGAGGGUGUUGGACGUCAUGGGUCCCGUUUACGAGUUUCUCAGGGAUCUUGAUAGGGACGGUUCAUCACCCACUGGGCUGUGGGAUUUGGAGGCCAUCCUCUGGCAGAGACUUCAUUCACUCGAUCUAUUGGACGUUGACAGGGAUGCGGUGAUGGACAUCGUGAGGGAUAGGUACGCGAUGAUGCGGCAGCCUACUCAUGCAGCUGCUUACCUACUGGAUCCACGACGGCGCGGUAUUUCAUUGCUUGAGGAACGCAACAGGCCUAUUGUGCAAUCGGUGCUUGAGCACUUUGCUCUCGUUGUCGGAGGGUGGGACACCGAGGCCAUGCAAGGUCUGUGGGAGGUCCUGUGGACUUUCCACAACGACAACCUGCGCUACCUUGGCAUUGCGCGGAAGGUGAUGGGCAUGUGGUCCACGACCAGUCCUUGUGAGAGGAACUGGCAACUCAUAGCGUUGAGGAACCGCUUGUCCGCACAUAGCGUUGAGAAGCUCGUGUUUAUGCAUUGGAACUUGCAUCUCCUCAGUGCGAGCAAGCGGACGAAGAGCAGGUACAUGGAUAUUUGGGCUAACCAAGUUGAGGAGGAGGAGGUCGUAGUGGAUGUGGAUGACACCAUCCCUGCAGAUGUGCCGGACAAGGAGGCGGAGGCGAUUGAGAGGAGUAAUAGGAGGAAGGAGAGGCGCAAUCGAGCUGGGAAGGGCAAGGCACCAGUAGUGGAGUCGGAGGACGAGGAGGAGGGCAUUUUCGAUGACCUCGUGUGGAUGCACCAGGGGAUUAGGAAGGAGGCACAGGCACAGAGGGCUGUUGGGACGACUCUUCCAGAGGACCAGCACGACUUGCUGGAUGAGUGGGGUGGGACCCGGUGGGUAGGAUCCGCACGACGACUUGGACGCAUACGUUGGUGGCACCAUGCAUACUAUGGUGUCCAUGAGCGAGAGGUUUGGCGUCAUGCGAGCAGCGCGUGGCGGAGAGGGUGGACCCCACAGGAGCAUUUAAGCAUACAGCACGAGUCCCUGGAGCAGCAGCAUCGACCGAGAGUAGAGCAGCGGGUGGAGCAGACGGCGGAGCGGACGGUGUACAGUAGGGUGGAUGACAUGUUGGAGUGCAGGGUGGAGUUGAGGGUUGAGCAGAGGGUGGGGCAGAGGGUUGAUGAGAGGGUGGAGCAGCGGGUGGAUCAGAGGAUGAGGGACGUGGUAGAGGUUAUAGUUGACGUGACCUUGGAUCAACGCAGGGAUCGAGGGACGGAGGAGAGUGCUCGUGGGGUGCCGAGUGAUCGCCACUCUGGCAAGAGCGUCAUCCGCGAUGUUGUGAUAUGUGGAAGUACGGAGCAGAGGUUGGACACGGACAGUGCUGCUGGAGAUCGACCUGGCUUGGACGGGAUUGGUAGAGAUAGAGGCGACAUGGCAUGUAUCCGUGAUACGGGCAUUCCGCCAUUGCCUCCACAGGACACGUCUCCGUCUUCAUAUGAUGUUCUCACGCGGCGCACUUUCUACGGAAUCCCACCACUACCAUUGCGGAUGACAUCGCCAGCAUUGACAGCGAUGAGGCUAGAGAUUCAUUUGGGGAGGUCUACGACACCCGGUGUAGGUGGCGGACACCCUGCUACACACGGUCGCGCACCGAGUUCUACACAUACUACCCCUUCCGGGCCCUUCGUCAUCAUCUAGGGGUAGCACCCCGCCUCCACUUACGUCCGCUUUAGCACGCCUUCCUCUUCAUGUGUCUAGUGCUUCCACCUCUAGG